Megachile rotundata (alfalfa leafcutting bee) is the source of this 1621-nucleotide messenger RNA. RefSeq names its product prenylcysteine oxidase 1-like. Gene Ontology annotation, molecular function: prenylcysteine oxidase activity. The record is from RefSeq and is a predicted model, not a curated record. Lineage: Eukaryota; Metazoa; Arthropoda; Insecta; Hymenoptera; Megachilidae. Gene Ontology annotation, biological process: prenylated protein catabolic process; prenylcysteine catabolic process.
CAAUAGACACAGUCGAACAGGUUAUAUAUUUUUUCAAAAAUAAUAUUGUGUAUGCUAUUGUAUUUGUAUAUGUAAAAUAUUGUACAUACUAGUCCGAAAAUAUGUAUCAAACCUUAAUUUUGUUAUUUAUGUUUAUUUUUAAACAAGGAGCUGGUUUUGAAAAUUGUAAACCUAAUGUAGCGAUCAUUGGUGGCGGUAUUGGUGGUGCAGCAAGUUCACAUUUUCUUACAGAAUUAUUUAAAAAUGAUCUUAAUAUCGAUUUAUAUGAAGUAAACACUAUUGGGGGACGUUUAGCUACUGUCAAAAUUGACGAUAACGAAUUCGAAGCUGGCGGUUCAAUUAUACAUUCGCAAAAUAAAUAUAUGCAAGAAUUUGUUAAAUUGCUUGGUUUAGAACAUAGAUCAAAUAAUGAUCAAAGAACAAGCAUUUGGAAUGGUAAUGAAAUAGUAUUUGAAGAAAGUAAAUGGGAAACAAUAACUUUGGUUAAAUUAAUUUAUAAGUACGGUAUUCAGCUGCUUAGUCUUAACAGAUAUAUAAGUUCUAUAUUAAAUAACUUUGAAAAAGUAUACGAUCUACAGGAUGCUGGAUUUACCUUCAUGAAUAUCACUAGUCUAUUAUCGGCUAUGAAUGCAGAAUUUCCAAAAUCCUUACAAGUAUCUAUUAAAAGUGAACUUUUAAAUUUGGGAUACUCAGAAAAAUUAAUUGAUGAAAUUGUUCAGACCACAUUAGUAGUAAAUUAUGGACAAGACAUAAAUGUUCAUAGUUUUGUUGGCUUUGUUUCUUUAGCUGGAGCAGGUUCCAACUUCUGGUCUGUCAAAGGUGGAAACAAAAAGGUACCAGAGCAUUUAAUAUACAGAAAUAAAAAUGUAAAUGUUGUACCAUCACGUGUCAUGAAAAUUGUUAAUAUAUUAACAAAUGAUACUAAAAAUCUAUAUGAAGUGCAAUAUCGCAAUGAAGAUAGUACAGUGAUAAUGAAAUCAACGUAUGAUAUUGUAAUUAUUGCAACUCCACUUACCCAUGAUCAGAAAUUUCCUAUAACUUUUGAAGGAUUUCCAAAUAAUGAUUUUUAUAGUACUGGACAAUAUCAUGAAACUAUAGCGACAUUUGUCAAAGCAAAUUUGAAACCAUAUUACUUUGGUCUACAGGAAGAGUUAGAUGCUAUUUUAAGUUGUGAUCCAAAUAAAACAAUAAUUAGCUCUGUAGGAAGAUUAAAUUCUGUGGAAGGUACAUUAAAAAAUAGCAAAAUUUGGAAAAUAUUCAGCAAUCAACCAUUGAAAACACAAAUUAUAAAUGAAAUGUUUUCAAAUGUCAAAGAAGUAAAACAAGUCAAUUGGAAGGCAUAUCCAGAAUAUUCAACAAAAAUCCAAGAAGCAAAAUUUAAACUACACAAUGCACUUUAUCAUGUGAAUGCUAUUGAAUGGGUUGCUAGUGCAAUGGAAAUGAGUGCAAUAAGUGGAAGAAAUGUGGCACUUCUAGCACAUCAAGAUUUUUCUCAGAAAUAUUGCUUUAAAGAAAAUGAAGCAGUAAAAGAAAAAUCUUAUGAAAAUACACCAUCUAAUGAACUGUAAUAAAUAAAUAAACAUGUCUAUAAAUAUAAGUACAUUAAAUUUUAAAAAUAUAU